Molecule: messenger RNA, 861 nt
Organism: Mucor mucedo
Lineage: Eukaryota; Fungi; Mucoromycota; Mucoromycetes; Mucorales; Mucoraceae
Product: mediator of RNA polymerase II transcription subunit 31
Exons: 3
Coding region: 410-775 (121 amino acids)
Biological process (GO): regulation of transcription by RNA polymerase II
Cellular component (GO): core mediator complex; mediator complex
Molecular function (GO): transcription coregulator activity
Source: RefSeq, a predicted model, not a curated record
GACUUUAAUAAUAUACCAUUAGGAAACUGGCGAAAAUGAAAAGUGCAUAGUCGUAAAGGCGAAGCUAAUAUUUUAGCUGUAAACAAAAAGGUUAAUUUAACUGAAAAUAAUAUAUUUUCGUAAAAAAAAAGAAUAUACAGACCAUGCGCAUGGACUGCUAGUUUUGCUUCCAAGGAACUGGGAGAAUCCUCCACAAUUUGUAGUAAUUGAGAAGGCUUAGGUCUUUCGUGUAAAGAUUUGAUGGGUUUGCGCCAUUGUUUGAUAAUGUCUGAUAUUGUUCUUUUUGACAUGCGUUAAAAGUAUUACAAGCUGAGAGAGAACGUCACUAUUUUUAUUAUUUUCCUGUUAAAACCCAACUUUUUUUUUUUCACUAAAUAUUUUGGGGUUCACUUCUCUUCUUGUAUUAAUCAUGUUGGAUUCAGAAGAAGAAAAAAGACGAUUUACCAUUGAAUUGGAAUUUAUUCAAUGCUUAUCCAAUCCCUGGUACCUCAAUCAUCUAGCACAACAGCAGUAUUUUAAAGAUCAGGCUUUUAUCAAUUACUUGGAUUAUUUACAAUACUGGAAACAGCCAGAAUAUGCCAAAUUUGUAGUAUAUCCACACGCGCUGUACUUUUUAGAUUUGUUACAGCACCAGCAGUUCAGGGACUACGUCAGCACCUCUGAAAACACACAAGAGGUGCAUCGUAUGCAAUAUUACCACUGGCAAUUUUUAAGGAACCCACCCAGCACAGCAACCGACGAAUUUUCUGCAUUAAAAAACGAAGUCGAUAAAUAAAUAUUCUAUUUUUGCAGCAUGAAUUAUUUAUUUGUGAUAAGAAUUCGAUACAAAAAAAGUUUAAAAAAGUGAGAGGGACAAAAAAA